Molecule: messenger RNA, 2847 nt
Organism: Neofelis nebulosa (Clouded leopard)
Lineage: Eukaryota; Metazoa; Chordata; Mammalia; Carnivora; Felidae
Gene: SSX2IP
Product: SSX family member 2 interacting protein
Exons: 15
Coding region: 305-2161 (618 amino acids)
Source: RefSeq, a predicted model, not a curated record
UGGGGUGGGCGCCGGCUGGGAGCCAGAGGGCGGGUGCGGAGGUGAGCGCCGGCACCUGGCUCGGCGCCCCGCUCCUCUGCGAGAGGCUUGGCGCGGCCGUUGGGGCCGUUGGAGGAGGCGGGCGAGCUUUGACCCCGGCCGUGGCUGGAGGAGGAGGUGGGAGGCCCUAGAGUUUAUCCCCGUUUGAAUGUCUCAUGAGGGCAUCUCUAAACCCGGAGAUGCCUACAUAGAAGAGUGACAGCAGCUGGACUGAAUGUUUCACUGCUGAACUGGUUCCUCAGGUACCCUGGCUCUGGUGAUUGCUAUGGGAGAGUGGAUGACUGUUACAGAUCCAGAUCUGUCUUCAGAAAGCAAAAAUAUCUGUCAAUAUACCUCAGAAACAAAGAUGUCUCCAUCAAGUUUAUACUCACAGCAAGUGCUAUGUUCUUCAAUACCUUUAUCAAAAAAUGUGCACAGUUUUUUCAGUGCCUUCUGCACAGAGGAGAAUAUUGAACAAAGUGUUUCAUAUCUUGAUCAGGAAUUGACUACUUUCGGUUUUCCUUCAUUAUAUGAAGAAUCCAAAGGUAAAGACACAAAGAGAGAAUUAAAUAUAGUUGCUGUUUUAAAUUGUAUGAAUGAGCUACUUGUACUUCAGCGGAAGAACCUUCUAGCUCAGGAAAAUGUAGAAACACAGAAUCUGAAACUGGGAAGUGAUAUGGACCAUCUGCAGAACUGCUAUGCAAAACUUAAGGAGCAACUGGAAACCUCCAGGAGAGAAAUGAUUGGGCUUCAGGAAAGAGACAGACAGUUACAGUGCAAGAACCGGAAUUUGCAUCAGCUACUGAAAAAUGAAAAAGAUGAAGUACAAAAAUUACAAAAUAUCAUUGCAAGUAGAGCUACUCAAUAUAAUCAUGAUAUGAAGAGAAAAGAACGUGAAUAUAAUAAAUUAAAGGAGCGUCUGCAUCAACUUGUUAUGAACAAGAAGGAUAAAAAAAUAGCUAUGGAAGUUUUAAAUUAUGUGGGGAGAGCUGAUGGAAAAAGAGGCUCCUGGAGGACGGGUAAAACUGAGGCCAGUUUCUUUCUCAGGAAUGAAGAUGAAAUGUAUAAAAUUCUCUUGAAUGAUUAUGAAUAUCGUCAGAAACAAAUCCUAAUGGAAAAUGCUGAACUUAAGAAGGUUCUUCAGCAAAUGAAAAAGGAAAUGAUUUCUCUUCUUUCUCCCCAAAAGCAGAAACCUAGAGAAAGAGCAGAUGAUAGUACAGGAACUGUUAUCUCUGAUGCUGAGGAAGAUGCUGGGGAACUGAGUAGGGAGAGUAUGUGGGACCUUUCCUGUGAAACUGUGAGAGAGCAGCUUACCAACAGCAUCAGAAAGCAGUGGAGAAUUUUGAAAAGUCAUGUAGAAAAGCUUGAUAACCAAGUUUCAAAGGUACACUUAGAAGGUUUCAAUGAUGAAGACGUAAUCUCACGACAAGACCACGAACAAGAAACUGAAAAACUCGAGUUGGAAAUUCAACAGUGUAAAGAAAUGAUUAAAACUCAGCAGCAGCUUUUACAGCAGCAGCUUGCUACUGCAUGUGAUGACGACACCACUUCACUGCUUCGAGACUGCUACUUGUUGGAAGAAAAGGAGCGCCUCAAGGAAGAGUGGUCCCUAUUUAGAGAGCAAAAAAAGAAUUUUGAAAAGGAAAGACGAAGCUUUACAGAAGCGGCUAUCCGCCUAGGAUUGGAGAGAAAGGCAUUUGAAGAAGAAAGAGCCAGUUGGUUAAAGCAACAGUUUUUAAAUAUGACUACCUUUGACCACCAGAACUCAGAAAAUAUGAAACUUUUCAGUGCCUUCUCAGGAAGUUCUGAUCGGGACAGUCUUACAAUGCACUCAAGGCCACAGCAAAAGAAGCCUCAGAAUAUGUCUAACGGGUCUCCAGUUUGCACAUCUAAACUUACUAAGUCUCUUCCCACUUCUCCUUCUACUUCAGACUUUUGCCAGACUCGUUCCUGUGCAUCUGAACAUAGUUCAGUCAACGUACCGAAUAUAACUCCUGAAGAAACUAAACCAAAUCAGGUUGGAAGAGAAUGUGCAAAUCAGAAGUGGAGCAUGGCAUCGAGACCUGAGUCACAGGAAGGUUGCUAUAGUGGGUGCUCCUUGACCUACACCAACUCCCAUGUAGAAAAAGAUGACUUACCUUAGACGUGUGGACUGGAACUGUUUUCAUUAACACGUUCAUCAGAUUUCACAUCUAAGUUGCAACAGGGUGUGUCAUAAAGUCAGUCAUCUCUACUAAUUUAAGGUGGUCUGAGUUGUUUGUUUGGACUUUCCUGUUCCUCCCCCAAAGAGCUAAAAUGUUAAAUCUAUUUAAAAGGAUAUAAAAGCUUUGGAUAAUGUAUUUUUAGUAACAGAAGCAUCUGGUUCUGUGAAUAAAGGAAUGUAUAUGUUUGGUCGAAAACAGAAGCACUAGAAUGAGUUUCCUCUUAUAGGUAUUAAAAAUAGCACUUUUAGGAAACUGAUUAUUGUAAAUGUUUAAUUUUGUCUCCUAUAUAGUUGGCAUUGGAAGUUUAGCCUUUACUUGAAUGUAUACUGUAGAUUUUUAACAAAGCAAGUUCUAUAUUUAUUAUGUUUAGUGUGAUUUGAAAUUUCCUCUUUCAUAUGUUUUAAAUAAAGUGAAAUUUAUGUAUGUUUUGUACAUAGAUAUACAUGAUUAUGUUAAGAGGCUUUAAGAUUUAAAAAUUUUACACAUCCAUAAUUAUAGUAUUUCAUGCCAAUAAAAUUUUUUUAGUGGUAUUCUGUUUACAGAUGUAUUAGAGCCAUUGCCACAUUAUGUUUAAGAAUUUUUUGAAUGCAUCUGAGCAAUAAAUACUCAAAAGCUGUUCCAUGAA